AUGUCCCACCCUUUCCUCCGGAGGCUCCCCCACCUACUGCCCCGCACUACUGCCACCACCGCCAUACCCAAACACACCGGCUUCGGCCGCGCAAUAGCAACCCACUCGCACCCACACUUCGAAUCCGCGGUUUCUACGAUCCGCAGCACGGUGGACACCUCGUCUCCGGAAUUCAAAGAAAAUGCUGCGCAGAUGGGGGCGAUAAUCACUUCCCUGCGCUCCCUCCACGAGAGCAUAAAACUCGGUGGGCCUGAGAAGGCGCGGGAGAAGCAUUUAGCGAGAAAGAAGAUGUUGCCGAGGGAUCGUAUUACGGCAUUGUUGGAUCCCGGGUCGGCGUUUUUGGAGCUAUCGCCGUUGGCGGGGUAUCAGUUAUACCCUGGGGAGGACGUGCCGGCUGGAGGAAUCAUCACCGGGAUUGGGAGGGUUUCCGGAGUGGAAUGUAUGGUUGUUGCUAAUGAUAGCACAGUUAAAGGAGGGACAUACUACCCAAUUACUGUAAAGAAGCAUAUUCGUGCCCAGGCAAUCGCCCAAGAAAAUAGACUACCAUGUAUCUACCUCGUCGACUCUGGCGGUGCCAACCUCCCCCACCAGGCAGACGUAUUCCCGGACCGCGACCACUUUGGCCGUAUCUUCUAUAACCAAGCUAGAAUGUCUGCCGACGGAAUCCCGCAAAUCUCCGCAGUAAUGGGCCCAUGCACAGCCGGAGGAGCAUACGUCCCAAGCAUGUCCGACGAAUCUAUAAUCGUCGAAAACUCCGGAACAAUCUUCCUGGCCGGCCCGCCCCUCGUGAAAGCAGCCACAGGCGAAGAAGUAACCGCCGAAUCCCUCGGCGGCGGAUCCCUACACUCGAAAGUCAGUGGUGUAACGGACUACCUCGCGGUAUCGGAUGCCCACGCACUGGUUCUAGCACGGCGUUGCAUCGCAAACCUAAACUACCCCACCACCACCACCACCGACGUGCAAGCGUCGGCAAAAGGCCCACUAUACGACCCAGCAGAACUUACCGGCAUCGCAGGCACAAACCUCCGCAAGCCGAUAAACCCCCACGACAUAAUCUCCCGCAUAACAGACUCCUCGGAAUUCUCCGAAUUCAAACGAGAGUACGGCACCAGUCUCGUGACGGGUUUCGCGCGCAUACACGGAUACCCUGUCGGCAUACUCGCCAACAACGGCAUACUCUUCUCCGAGAGCGCGCUGAAGGGUGCGCACUUCAUACAGAUGUGCGCGAAGCGUCGUGUCCCGUUGCUGUUCUUGCAGAACAUCUCCGGCUUCAUGGUCGGCAGUCAGGCGGAGGCUGGGGGCAUCGCGAAGAAUGGGGCGAAGCUGGUUAAUGCUGUUGCUUGCGCGGAUGUUCCGAAAUUCACGGUUGUGGUCGGCGCGUCGUAUGGCGCGGGGAAUUACGGUAUGUGUGGGAGGGCGUAUGGGCCGAGGUUUUUGUGGAUGUGGCCAAAUGCGCGCGUCGGCGUUAUGGGUGCUGAGCAGUUGGAUGCCGUCAUGCGGACCGUUGGGACGAAUGUGGAUGAGGGCUUGAAGGGGAGGAUUGAGAGGGAGAGUGAAGCUGUGUUUGGCUCUGCGAGGUUGUGGGAUGACGGCGUUAUUGCGCCCGAGGAUACUAGGGCUGUUCUAGGGCUUGGGCUGAGGGCGGCCCUGGGCGGGAGUGUUAGAGAGCCCGAUACCAAGUUUGGGGUUUUUAGAAUGUAGAAAGAUGCUGUCAUCGUAUAUAGCCUAGCCUAAUCCUUGUCAUCCUAAUCUUCCUUUCCAUCA
Messenger RNA from Tuber melanosporum (Perigord truffle), 1764 nucleotides. RefSeq lists its product as uncharacterized. The record is from RefSeq and is a predicted model, not a curated record. Gene Ontology annotation, cellular component: methylcrotonoyl-CoA carboxylase complex; mitochondrion. Bases 1 to 1701 code for a protein of 566 amino acids. Gene Ontology annotation, molecular function: methylcrotonoyl-CoA carboxylase activity. The transcript is spliced from 6 exons. Gene Ontology annotation, biological process: L-leucine catabolic process. Lineage: Eukaryota; Fungi; Ascomycota; Pezizomycetes; Pezizales; Tuberaceae.